Molecule: messenger RNA, 1531 nt
Organism: Cryptomeria japonica (Japanese cedar)
Lineage: Eukaryota; Viridiplantae; Streptophyta; Pinopsida; Cupressales; Cupressaceae
Exons: 3
Coding region: 740-1531 (263 amino acids)
Source: RefSeq, a predicted model, not a curated record
GUUGGAUAGUUAUUUUGUGCCGCGUAGUACUCCUGGGGCACAACCCUCGCUUGAGGGCAUGGGUUGGAACAAGGAGGUUCAUGAUGCUGCAAGAAAACAAAUUUGCAAGUUUUGGUACUUUUGCAACAUUCCAUUUAUUGCAGCCAGGUAAUUCUUUUUGAUUUGAUUGCUUUAAGUUUAAAAGUAAAUUUAUAGUUUGAAGUUGAACUCUACUUUGUCUAAUCAUAAUCUAUUUGUGACAGGUCUCCUUAUUGGCAAGGCAUGGUAGAUUCCAUAACCAUUUGUGGUGCGGGGUUUAAAGCCCCUACCGAUGCUGAGUUAAGUGGCCCCCUCUUGUUACAAAUGGUUGAGGAUAUGAAAGUUGAGCUAGAGGACCACCGACAGUCUUGGAGCCAAAAGGGUUGCACCAUCAUGACAGAUGGUUGGACGGAUAGGAGGAAUAGAACACUCCUAAAUUUUCUUGUUUCCUGCGGAGGAUCCACCAUGUUCUUGAAAUCUAUUGAUGCUUCCUCACAUGUGAAAAAUGCCACAUACUUAUGUGAGGCUAUUGAGGAAGUCAUACAAGAGAUGGGGGAAGAAAAUGUGGUGCAGGUGGUGACAGAUAAUGCAGCAAGUUAUGUUGCUGCAGGUAAAUUUUGAACUUUUCAAGUCUUGAUGGAGAGGCAUCUAUGAUUAUUUAAAAUUUUCUUAACACAUCAAAAUUUCUAUUUAACUUAAAAUUGCUGCAGGUAAACUUUUGAUGGAGAGGCACCCGAAAAAUUUUUGGUCUCCUUGUGCGGCCCAUUGCCUUGACCUCAUGUUGGAGGAUAUUGGUAAGCUUGAAUGGGUGAAAUCAAUAGUUGAAAGGGCCAAAAAUAUCAGCAAGUUUAUCUACAAUCAUGCAUUGGUCCUUAGCAUUAUGAGGCAAUACACGGGGCAAAAGGAGUUGGCUCGUCCUGGUAUCACGAGGUUUGCCUCAAACUUCCUCACACUGAAAUCCUUGAUAAAAUCAAAGGCGGCUUUGAGGCGUAUGUUUGUUGGUGAGGAGUGGACUUCCUCAUCCUAUGCUACGACCACUGCAGGGAUAGAUGUGGUAAAUUGCAUUUUUGAUGAGCCAGGUUUUUGGACCCCCUGUGGAGAAACCGUGCAGGUCACUGAGCCCCUCGUAGUUCUCCUACGAGUUGUUGAUGGGGAGAAGCCCUCUAUGGGCUAUAUAUAUGAGGGUAUGGAUAGGGCCAAGGAGGCCAUUAGGUCCAUAUAUGCAGGAGAUGAGGAUAAAUAUGGCCCCAUUUGGGAGAUUAUUGAUAGGAGAUGGCAGAACCAACUUCACAGGCCCAUCCAUGCAGCAGCCUAUUACCUCAAUCCGGCAUUUCGAUUCCGUGAUGACUUCAAGGCAGAUGAGGAGGUUCUUAGUGGCCUGUAUACAGUGGUUCAAAAGUUGUGUACUGAUGGCACAGCCUCAAGUACAACGCUCCAGCUGGAUAAAUAUAAUAAUCGAGAAGGGGCAAUCUUCUCAAGCAGCAUGUGCAUAGAGGCUCGAACACAAUUGUAG